AUGGGCAUGGGCAGUGGCGGCGGCACGCGGCCCGGUAAAAAGAUUGGCGUCUGGGGCAUGGUGGUCGUCGGCUUCUUCUGGGUGCACGGCGGCAUUUACGGCAACGAGGCGAUGCUGAUGGCGGGCCCGCCGCUCUACGUCUUCAUCAUGCUCGGCGUCGUGCCCUUCGUCUACUCCCUCCCCAUCGCGCUCAUCGUCGCCGAGCUCUCCACCGCCUUCCCGGAGGACGGGGGAUACGUGGUGUGGGUCCCGAUGAGCGAGUUCCGGCGGGGCAUCCUCUCCACCGCUCUGGUCGGGAUGGUCACUGGCAUCAACCUGCUCGGCACAGACAUGAUGGUCAAGUUUAACACCCUGCUGGCGGCCGUCUCGCUCGCUCCGACGGUGCUCUUUGUGGCAAUCGGCAUGCCCAGGCUCGAGCCGGAGAGGACGCUGCCUUGCACGCUCGCCGGCGAGCUCGAGCAGCCGCGCCGCACCUUCCUCAUCUCGAUCGGCAUCCUCUUCCCCGCCGUGCUGCUGCUCAGCACCGAAUGA
Emiliania huxleyi CCMP1516 is the source of this 531-nucleotide messenger RNA. RefSeq lists its product as hypothetical. NCBI's taxonomy places the organism in Eukaryota, Haptophyta, Isochrysidales, Noelaerhabdaceae. The transcript has 6 exons. The record is from RefSeq and is a predicted model, not a curated record. Gene Ontology annotation, molecular function: transmembrane transporter activity. Bases 1 to 531 code for a protein of 176 amino acids.